Photinus pyralis (common eastern firefly) is the source of this 1628-nucleotide messenger RNA. RefSeq names its product tensin-like. The record is from RefSeq and is a predicted model, not a curated record. Bases 204 to 1613 code for a protein of 469 amino acids. The transcript is spliced from 8 exons. NCBI's taxonomy places the organism in Eukaryota, Metazoa, Arthropoda, Insecta, Coleoptera, Lampyridae.
UCGCCGCAAUACCGAAGUACUAAAACUUAAUCGACUGAAAAUAUUUGCUCAAUAAAUUAAUAUUUCAAUCAAUAGUGAUUCGGCAAUGGCAACCGAGACAAUCGAAAUCGACGCAAUAUUUGCAUGCACUUGCAGACGUCGAUUAAAUGUUUUUUACUUAACCCAUAAGAAUUACGUGCCGGUUCUUUGAUAAUCUCAAGAAAAUGCGGGUUAGUGAAAAGCCAGAUAGUUUCCCUGUGUGUUGUUGUCAAUGCAAGAGAAGGCCUUUGGAAUCCACUGACGAAUUAGUUGUAAACACCUUGUAUAGAAUCGCUCUGACCAUUUGGCACGUUGCAUUUUACAUCGAAAAUGAACAGCACACCCACGAGGAACCAAUCAAGAGCGGAGUUGGAGGAAGAAAGAUGCUCUCGUCGUCGUCGUACAGUAGCGGUUACGGGGAGACUUUUACGAGCCAGCCUCGAUCAACCGCAAAUAAUGUGGCUGCUGCUUCAUCAGGUGGAAUGGACCUUAGCUAUGUCACCGAAAGAAUCAUAGCCGUAUGGUUUCCUUCUUCCGCUUCUCAGAAGUCUUACCGAGAAGGACAAAGGCAUGCCGCCCAUAUGCUGAAAAAUAAACACGGAGAUAAUUACAUGGUUUUCAACUUAUCGGAACCAAAAAGAGCGCUACGCAACGAACACAAACACGUAAAAGAAGUGGGCUGGCCUCAAAAAUUGGCACCGCCACUGGAGAGGCUGUGCAGCAUUUGCAAAGAAAUCGAAUCGUGGUUAUCUGGAGAUCAGCAUAGAAUUGCCGUUCUUCACGCAUGUGGCAGUAAAGACAAGUUGGGUGUCGUGGUGGCGGCUUACAUGCAUUAUUCAAGCAUAUGCGGAACGGCGGAUCAGGCUUUGGAUCGUUUUUCAAUGCGACGUUUUCUGGAGGAUAACAUAGGGCCGUUGCAGACGCCAUCAAACCGAAGAUACGUCGAUUACUUUGCGGGCUUACUUUCCCACAAUAUUAAAGUGAAUGCCGCCCCUUUGUAUUUGACACAUGUAACCGUUUUGGGAGCGCCGUCGUUUCAGCAGGGCGGAUGUAGGGCAUUCCUAAAGCUAUACGAAGGACUUACACCUGUAUACACAUCAGGUGUCUACAGCGUGGUGAGUGGUGUCAAACAGUUCACAGUAAACCUGGCAGCUGAGAGAAGACCCGGUCUGCAAUUACGGGGAGACAUUUUAGUAAAAUGCUAUCAUCGAGGGCCCUCAGAUCGUGAAACAAUCUUCGCUUGCCAAUUUCACACGUGCGCAGUUGCUGACAACACUCUCAGUUUUACAAGGCAAGAAUUGGACAAUGCGUGUAAUGAUCCAAGGUUUCCGCCGGAUGGUGCUGUAGAAUUACACUUUUGCGCUGGUCCCGAAGGGCGUAUGUCUGCACCCGCCCCAACACCAGCAGUACCUGUGACUCUUACAGAAGAUCCAGUGACACGUGCAGACAGUCCUUUGGAACUGGAUGAUUCGAAUGACGAAUCCGAUGGAGGUACGCGCUUAGCAUUUCACAACGUGCAGUGCAUGGCUAUUAAAAAAUGGUUGGAUAGCGCACAAUUAAACUUAAUAAUACUCUCUUUGCAUAAAUCUUCUUGACCAUUAAGACUUUAA